Molecule: messenger RNA, 455 nt
Organism: Cuscuta europaea
Lineage: Eukaryota; Viridiplantae; Streptophyta; Magnoliopsida; Solanales; Convolvulaceae
Source: the annotation of a GenBank genome assembly
GCGAAGGGCGCUAUUUAUAGGUGUAGGUUGAGGGUAGUCAGUUCCCAACCGAGACGUUCCUAUGGAUGAUAGUCGGGUCCUUGUUGCUGGUGGAGUGGGCAAGAGGAAGAAGGCCAAGAAAAAUCCCAAGGCCAAUCCUUCCACCGUCACUAAUCAAGAUGCAGGGUCCUCUCAGCCCGUUCAGGCACCUGUGCCUCUUCAACAGGUUUUCCACCAUCAGGAGCCUAAAGAUAUGAUGAUGGACAACCCGUUCGAGUCUGAACAAUCGAAUCAUUUUUCUGAGCAUAUCCAGGCCGCUCAGGAAACAACCAUGGAAGCCGAUCAGGCCAAUCCAACUAAUAUUGUCAGGCCAGUCGCACGGAUCACUCUGGAGGAUCCGGUUCAUGAAAUCCUGGAGAAGGCUGGUUCUGUUGGGAGCCAAGUUUGGUCAACCUCUUCUUACUUCAAUAAUUUUC